UUUGUGGACUGACUAUACUUUGAAUUAAAAAAAAAUCAUGGUUAAAUGCACUCAUUGUAAGUCGCUGAAAUGUAAUGUGUGUGUGUUUGUGUGUGUGCAUGUGUGUGUGUGCGUGCGUCUGUGUGAUAUGGACAAAAAAGUGUGAGCAAAUAAAGACGUAACACAAAGUGUUGUAUCCUGGGGUCAAAUGUGGGAGUCACAUGACUGAAACCAGGAAAUAGAGAAGUGACAUUGAUCCACAGUCACUUCCUAUAUCUUCACAGUGGAGCAGGCUUCAAUCAACGGACUGAUCCAGGAUGGAAAAAGACGGCGUGGAAGACGAGAUCGCCACAAUUCAGGUCUGUCAGAGUGGAAUCUCUGUGGAACUCUUCCUGCACCUGUCACUCAUACCUGCAGUGUUGAUUGUAGCGGUGCUGUCCUUCCUCCAGAAGAGAGCAUACAGCCUGGCCAUCGACCGCAGACUGCCCUUCCUCGGGGGACGUUUUGGCAUCGUGGUGCCUUUGGAUACUAUAGGCAGCCUCAGUAACCGUUGGUCCUAUGGGUUUGCUUUUGGUGCAGUUUCCAGCAGCGUCCUGCUGCUCUUCUCUGAAAGUUACAUCCCCUUCACCCUCCCAGCCUGGGCUCGAGCUCUCGUGUACCUGGUUGGAGCUUUAGAAGUGGGCAUGGUGUAUUUCCCUUUCUUUGCUUGUCUGUCCACGCCUUUCCGAACAGUUGGUGCUGUGCUGGGGAUACUCUACUCUCUGUCCUGGAUCAUCAUCACAGUGUGGGACACGUUCACCUGUCCUGAUGGUAAGAUUUUAGGUCCAUACCAGAAGGUGAUCAUCCAGUGGCCGUGCAUCCUCUCUCUCAUCUUCCUCUUGGGACGGUUUUUUUACAUUCUGGUUAAAGGUGUUCGAAUACGGCUGCAUUUGGAACAGGAGGACCCUGAGGAGCUGAUUGGGCAACACCAGGUGCAGCAUGUGAAGGGACUGCUGAGGAAAGCACCAGCACACAGUGAACCACUCAGCUGGUUCCAGAGGCGGGUGUAUGAGUGGGACCCGCACUUCAAGUUCCCCAACAGGAUCAUUGGCACUUCCAUUAUAUCCCUCAUAGGCCUUUAUACGAUGACUAUCGCAGACUACACUCUCAGUAAUGUGGCUUUUGGCCAAGUGGACAGGUGGAAGAACACAUUGCAGCAACUGGUUUCUUCUUGUAACCAGACUGAGGCUCUGGGAGCCAUGAUACCACAGCUGGAAGAAUUCAUUGACGUGGCUCGGAAGUCUUGGCUAGCUACCACCAUCUUUGCUAGUCUCAACUCUGUUGGGUACACUUUCCAUGUAUUGGCAUGUUACAGGAAACACUUGAAGAGACUGUGGAGGGGGCAAAAGGGUUUUAUUCCUGAGAAGUUUCACAAACCCAGUUCGGCUGUCAGCGUAGCUUCAAUUGCAAGAUACUCUGGAUGGCAAAUCGCGUUUACACUGUGGGGCUAUCUGAUUGUCCAUUUUGUCCACUUCCUGAUGGCCCUGCUCGUGGCCUAUGUGCUGGUUAUCCCCAUACAGCAUGGGAGACAACUGAUUAUGCUCACCAACCUUGGAAUCAUUGUUCUCACCAUCGGCCUGGUAAUCGGCCUGGUGAUUCUCCAGAUUCUUCUGGUGCAGAUCUUCUUCCUCCAGGACAAAAUAUCUCCGACAGACAAAGACAAACCUCUGGCUCUUAACAACAGAAAGGCAUUCCACUGCUUCAACUACUUCUUCUUUUUCUACAACGUGGUGAUGGGGAUCAGCAACUGCAUCAUGAGGCUGCUGUGCAGCAUCUUUGUAGGAACGUGGCUGGUGUCACGCAUAGACCGAACCAUCAUGCAGAGAGGAUAUGAAAGCAUGGAUGCUGGCUACAGUACUUGGAUUGGGAUGAUCUUUGCUGACCACUAUCAUAACAAUCCAGUCAUGGUGUGUUUCUGUCAGCUGCUCGUCUCCAACAAGCUGGAGAGACACAAGGCUUCUGUAUACUCCACAUUCAACAACAUGCCAUCUGAACCCCCUGUUAACAGUAAGGCCAGGAGGCGCUGGAUGUUGUUUUACACUUUGCUGAGAAACCCUCAUCUGAUCCUGCUCAGAAAGCAGCACCUCUCCUCAUCCUCGUUGUUACGGACAUCUUCAUCUCCCCAGGCAGACAUGGUGGUGCGGGCUUGGGUCAUGGCCUCACUAACGCAGCCAAGCCAAGUGGCAUCACAGUCCCUGCCAGAGGUCCCAGUCACUCCAGCAGUGGAAUGUUGAAGAACCAUUUCCAUUGAUUCUUAUUCAUAAAAUGAAGGCUUGUCGUCUCACAGUACAAUCAGACUGAUUUGACUUGGUUAAUGUGAUCACAGGUUGAUUUCAUCUUUCUACUCGCCAUAUAAUGAUAGUGUGAUAACCGGUACUAGAGAUUAAUUGUAUGCAGUUGUAAGAUUUAAAUAUGCGUUGUUGUUUUUGAGAAAACUUGCGCUUUAUGUGUUCUUGUCUCUAGUUUUCAAAUGUCAGUUUAUACCAUAGACUAUAGAAAAAUCUGCUGGCAAAAAAAGAAUCAAGUCAAAUUUCAACUGAUGUCUUGUCUAUAAAUAGUCAGAGGUAAAUGUGAACCAUUGUACAUAAUCAUAACAACUUCUGUAACAUAUGUUCUAGAAGUGGACAUAGAGGUACAGCUGGCCAAUUCUUUGAUACUAGUUUUUAUUUUAAUUAUAAUCAGCUGCAUCACACAGAUAUUCUGCUUAUCGUUUGAGUAUGUGCAAUACAGAUCUAACUGGAUAGCUUCUGCAUAAUAAUAAUAAACUUUAUGUGGUGACAACUGUAAGAAAUUCACAUUGCAAAGAGCUUUACCGUAUAAAACAGACUCGUCAUAAAAUCUGCAGAUAUCUGGCCUGUGCUAACAAAAGGCAAAAACUAACUCUUAAGAAGCUUCUACUGUGCAUUUGAAAGUUGAAAAUGUGAAUAUGUUGGGGAAAAAAAGUGAAAUAAAAAGCUAAAUGGUCAAAGUUGCAUCACAGGACUUAAAAUGGA
Messenger RNA from Pleuronectes platessa (European plaice), 3011 nucleotides. It is a transcript of the gene stra6l, whose product is annotated as STRA6-like. Gene Ontology annotation, molecular function: signaling receptor activity; retinol transmembrane transporter activity. The record is from RefSeq and is a predicted model, not a curated record. Gene Ontology annotation, biological process: vitamin A import into cell. Gene Ontology annotation, cellular component: plasma membrane. Lineage: Eukaryota; Metazoa; Chordata; Actinopteri; Pleuronectiformes; Pleuronectidae. The transcript has 18 exons. Bases 297 to 2252 code for a protein of 651 amino acids.